UAUAACCAAGGAGGCUUUAAAAGACCUUUACAGAUGUUCAGUCGAUCCGUUAAAAUGCUAUAGUGGUCAUCACACAACGCGAUGGAGUUUUUAUAUCUACUUACAGUUUUUUUGCACAUUUACAACGUAGCGUCUGAAAUCAGGACAAAUGUAUUAGUAAACAAACUUGCCAAGGUGAGACCUGUAGGUGCCCACGUUGGGAAAAGCUUCGUCCCACUCACAGAGAUUCCUCCUCCUCAUGUACCGCAUUCAGACCACGGACCAGAGGGACAUCCAGACGGGUCUGGCAGAAGACAUUUAAAUGACAACUGUAAUCCGAAGAAGCAGGGCGAGGAUACAAUCGACGGCCCCAGAGUCGAUAUUUUCCCAGAAUAUUACGACGACAAAGUCGCCAAGACUGUCGCCACCGUCAUAUUUCCAGAUCAUAUUGACCAUAAGCACUUUGAAGUGACUACUCAGGUGCCAUAUUUGACAGUUGGUCCGAUCGACGCGAUAGGCUACCACCCCAGUACGAUAAAGAGUGAGCAUCCCAGCGAGUGUGAGAAAAUAUACCAGGACCAUCUUGAUGAGCAAUAUUCUGAAGAGUCCAAGGACUACUCCGAGGAAUCUCUGGAAAUGGCCCGACUUCCACUCUUCCCUGCCAACGACGGAUCAGCAGACGACAAACUGGACAAAUUGUACAGCGACAUAGAUGUUUAGCAUUAACUUCAUAAUUAUUAUGUAUUUAAUUGUAUAUUUUUUAUACUUGCAAUGAUUAAAUUGUUUUUUCAAGA
Molecule: messenger RNA, 773 nt
Organism: Spodoptera frugiperda (fall armyworm)
Lineage: Eukaryota; Metazoa; Arthropoda; Insecta; Lepidoptera; Noctuidae
Exons: 3
Coding region: 82-699 (205 amino acids)
Source: RefSeq, a predicted model, not a curated record